CAUGUGCAGAAAUUAAAAAUGAUGCUUGUGAUCCCAGGACAUGGCUUGGGACAUAGCGUGAGUAGGACAGAUGGCCAAGGUGUGGGACUGUCCCGAAAAAUUCAGGACAGUUGGCUUCUAUGCAGGGGCGGACUGACCAUUUGGAAACUCGGGCACUGCCUGAGGGCCCGGGGUCAGUAGGGGGCCCCAUGAGAUGCCCCUGGUACCUUUCAUUGGCUUUCUUGGGUGUGAGCGAGGACACAGGGGCCCCAUGAUUCCGUAUUGCCCGGGGGCCCCAUGAGUUGUCAGUCC
Messenger RNA from Staurois parvus, 291 nucleotides. Lineage: Eukaryota; Metazoa; Chordata; Amphibia; Anura; Ranidae. The record is from the annotation of a GenBank genome assembly.